Trifolium pratense (red clover) is the source of this 1740-nucleotide messenger RNA. RefSeq names its product omega-hydroxypalmitate O-feruloyl transferase. Gene Ontology annotation, molecular function: acyltransferase activity, transferring groups other than amino-acyl groups. NCBI's taxonomy places the organism in Eukaryota, Viridiplantae, Streptophyta, Magnoliopsida, Fabales, Fabaceae. The coding region runs from base 245 to 1561 and encodes 438 amino acids. The record is from RefSeq and is a predicted model, not a curated record. The transcript is spliced from 3 exons.
ACCUGUAAUUCGAGAAUACCUUUUUCCAAAAAUUUCAUGUUUUGUAGCUUGUACCGUUGUCCAAAAACAACUAACUCUCACCUCUUCACAUUAAAUUAUUUUCAAUCAUAAUCUUAUAUUUAAACACCUAAGAUACCAUUCCAUAUCAUACAAUAUAUAACAACUACUCAAAGAGACAUAGUCACAUUUCUCAUAUCAUAUUUGUGUGAAGCAAUUCAGGUGAAUUAAUCAACAACAUUUUGAGAUGGAAAAUUCUAAUGAAAAUGGUUUCCACAAAAAAAUUAAUGUAAAGCUAACAAAUGAACCAACACUUGUUCAACCAUCUGAAGAAACAAAGAAAGGAAUGUAUUUCUUAUCAAACCUUGAUCAAAAUAUUGCUGUAAUUGUAAGAACUGUUUAUUGUUUCAAAAAUGAAGAGAAAGGAAAUGAGAAUGCUAAUGAAGUGAUUAAGAAUGCAUUAAGGGAUGUUCUUGUUCAUUAUUAUCCUCUUGCUGGGAGAUUAAGUAUAAGCUCAGAAGGUAAACUUAUUGUAGAUUGUACUGGAGAAGGUGCUCUUUUUGUUGAAGCUGAAGCUAAUUGUUUAAUGGAAGAAAUUGGUGAUAUUACAAAACCUGAUCCAAGGACUCUUGGUAUGUUGGUUUAUGAUAUUCCUGAUGCUAAACAUAUUCUUCAGAUGCCUCCUUUGGUUGCUCAGGUAACCAAGUUUAAAUGUGGAGGUUUUUCUCUUGGACUAUGCAUGAAUCACUGUAUGUUUGAUGGCAUUGGAGCUAUGGAGUUUGUGAACUCAUGGGGAGAACUAGCAAGAGGCCAACCACUCUCAAUCCCUCCAAUUCUUGACAGAACCAUUCUAAAGGCGCGCAAUCCGCCAAUGAUAGAGCAUUUGCACCAAGAAUUUGCUGACAUUGAAGACAAAUCAAAUACAAGUAGCUUAUAUGAAGAUGAAAUGGUGUACAGAUCAUUCUGUUUUGAUCUUGAGAAACUAAAAGAAUUGAAGAAAAAAGCUAUGGAAGAUGAAAAUGGUGUUCUUGAAUCUUGCACAACAUUUGAAGUUCUUUCAGCAUUUGUUUGGAUAGCUAGAACAAAAGCACUUAAAUUGUUGCCAGAACAAGAAACAAAGCUUCUUUUUGCUGUUGAUGGAAGGGCUAAAUUUGAACCAAAACUUCCAAAAGGGUAUUUUGGGAAUGGAAUUGUACUAACAAAAUCGGUUUGUAAAGCAGGUGAAAUCACGAACAAGCCCUUUUCGUAUACCGUGAAGGCUAUUCAAGAAGCAAUUAAGAGUGUCACUGAUAGUUACAUGAGAUCAGCUAUUGAUUAUUUUGAGGUAACAAGAGCUAGGCCUUCUUUGGCUUGUACACUUUUGAUCACAACUUGGUCGCGGCUUCCGUUUCAUACCACUGAUUUCGGUUGGGGAGAACCUGUUCUGUCCGGACCAGUUUCGUUGCCUGAGAAGGAAGUGAUAUUGUUCCUUUCACAUGGUCAAGAGAGGAGAAGCAUUAAUGUGCUUCUUGGUUUGCCUGCUCCUGUCAUGAAGAUCUUUCAAGAUUUGAUGAUGCAGAUAUAGGGUCUUAUUAUUAUAUUUAAUGUGAUAUGAAUGAUUAUGUUAUUUUUUACUAUAUGGUUCUAUCAUUUCAUGAAAAGAAAAGUGAGUAUUUAUUAUGUUUAUGAAUUUAUUGGUACUAGUCAAUAACUAAGGCCUUCUUUGUAUUGUUGAUUAAUGAUGAAGUUAGUUUAUUUCAAAUU